Messenger RNA from Ordospora pajunii, 1251 nucleotides. RefSeq lists its product as uncharacterized. Bases 1 to 1251 code for a protein of 416 amino acids. The record is from RefSeq and is a predicted model, not a curated record. The transcript has a single exon. NCBI's taxonomy places the organism in Eukaryota, Fungi, Microsporidia, Ordosporidae.
AUGAAUACAAAGUACUUGAAGAUAGAAUCCAACGAGGAUAUCUGUAAGGGAGAAAUGGUAGCGCAUGUGUACAAGAGAAUAUCAAAAUGCAUUAUGCAGUCUCUAAAAGAGCCUUUUCCGCACGAAAUGGCAUCCGAGCUGAACGAAGAUGCAGAAAAGCACUUUUUUGGAGAAAUGGAGAGGCCGCAUUCUCGCAGGCAAAGCCUUGAUAUGGAGAGCACAGUUGUGGUAUGCAUCAAUGGUGUAGAAAAGAUCAUGAGAAUCAAUCAAGGGGUUUUCAAAAGCAACUAUCGGUUUAUUCUGGAUUUUCAUGACUUUCUGAAGGAGCUAGAGGCGUUUGCAGAGAUUCUAAAGGUUGGCAUUGACCAUGUAAGCACGGUGGCAUUUGUUGAGUUUCUCCUUGAUAGUUUCUGUAUGUUUGGCAGCCUUGAGAAUGCAAUCAAUCUUUUCAGGCCAAUGAAGAACACAGCCAUACAAAGAUCAGGAUUGGAAAGUGAAAGAAUGCUGAGGAUGGUGUUUUUACUGCAGCAAGUAUCUGGCGGGAUGAGGCUUUUUCUAUCAUUCCAUGUGUUCGCAGUAUCAAUAUACCACGGAAACAAAUACAUCGAAAUGCUCAUAGCAAACGAGCUUGGAAAGAUGAUAUCUGAAGUGCGUGUGCGCAAAGAAGAAGCAAUAGAAAGUGAGGCACUGGAAUUUAAUAAAUACACAAGAACUAAGGCAAUGCUUAAUGGGUUGUAUCUGUUGUUCGACAUAUUUGACCUUGACAAUGCGUCGCUUAAAGGCAUUUUCAGCACAUUGAUUGUUUUUAUGUCAACAAGGAAGUGUGCAGACGUAGUGAAGCUUUUGGGACUGAGCGACCUAUUUGUGUGUACGGUCAGGUCUAUCUGCGGAGACCUUAUUCCGAUGAACACAUUAAUGAUGGCAUGCAAGGUCAAACUGAACAUGAAGUAUAAAGCAAACACGCUGGGCGUGUCUAUGGAUUACAUAUACAGCUGGCUGUACUUGCCUUAUUUCUCAAUGCUGAUGCCCAGAUACAUAAUGUUCUCAAGGAUUCCCAAAAAAGGCCUUCAGGUACUGGGAAGACCAAUAGAAACGGCCUCCAGCAACAUCACUAUGGAGUUCACAAAAGACAGAAAGAAUUCCGAGCAUACGCAAAGCCCAAUGUACUCUCCACUCAGCAAAAGACUGAGCAGCGGAAUAAAUCAUAAGAUAGAAAAGCUUAAAAGUAAGCGAAAACUCGAAUUCAACUAA